UUUUGUAUCAAUUGGACUCGCAAAGCGAACCACAAACGUACGGAGCAGCAGCAACAGCUGAUAAGCCAACAACGCAUUUUCGUGCUAACAAACAAAAGUCGUUCGAUUACGAUUUACAAGUGCCAUUUCUACAAAUUAACGGAAAGUUUUCUAAGAAUAAAAUAAAGAUGUCUGCAUCUCCCACCGCUCGUCAAGCCAUCUCUCAUGCGCUGCCUCUGGCCAUGACCAAGACCAAGAAGAUUGUCAUUUCGGAUCCCAUCCAAAUGCCGGAGGUGUACUCAUCCACCCCUGGUGGCACCCUCUACUCCACCACCCCUGGCGGCACCAAAUUGAUCUAUGAACGUGCUUUCAUGAAGAAUCUGCGGGAAUCACCAUUGAGUCAAACGCCUCCCAGCAACAUCCCAAGUUGUUUGCUGCGUGGUACUCCCCGGACGCCCUUCCGCAAGUGUGUGCCCGUGCCCACGGAUUUGGUGAAGAAAACGCAAUCGCUGAAAAUUGAGGACCAGGAGCAGUUCCAAUUGGAGCUGUAAACAAAAAUUUCAAUUCCAAGCAGCUACUGCCAAAUCUCAUAUACCCUUAUUACAAGACAUCAAGC
Drosophila innubila is the source of this 595-nucleotide messenger RNA. RefSeq names its product eukaryotic translation initiation factor 4E-binding protein 3-like. Gene Ontology annotation, biological process: negative regulation of translational initiation. The record is from RefSeq and is a predicted model, not a curated record. Gene Ontology annotation, cellular component: cytoplasm. Gene Ontology annotation, molecular function: eukaryotic initiation factor 4E binding. The transcript is spliced from 2 exons. NCBI's taxonomy places the organism in Eukaryota, Metazoa, Arthropoda, Insecta, Diptera, Drosophilidae. Bases 168 to 530 code for a protein of 120 amino acids.